Messenger RNA from Micromonas commoda, 867 nucleotides. RefSeq lists its product with no specific name. Bases 19 to 816 code for a protein of 265 amino acids. Lineage: Eukaryota; Viridiplantae; Chlorophyta; Mamiellophyceae; Mamiellales; Mamiellaceae. Gene Ontology annotation, cellular component: proteasome regulatory particle, lid subcomplex; cytosol; nucleus. The transcript is spliced from 2 exons. The record is from RefSeq and is a predicted model, not a curated record. Gene Ontology annotation, biological process: proteasome-mediated ubiquitin-dependent protein catabolic process.
AGCGACGGACGCGCGACGAUGGCGGACCUAGCGUCGGCGAAGAAGACCCUCGAUGGGCUGGUGAAGGCGUACGCGGCGGGCGAUGCCACCAAGACCGCGUCCCUCCUAGGAACCCUCAAGGUGGCGAUCACCGCGUUCCCCGCGCUCCCGCCGCUCUUCGAGCAGACCCCGACGGCCGUGGAGGAGCUCAUGCUCGCGCGCGACGUGCUGGAGCACGCCACGCUCUUCGCGGUGUCGCAGCAAGACGACGCUGCCGCCGAGCGCAACUUUAACCAGCUCAGGCCGUACUACUCCGACUGCGCGGGGAUGAUUCCCCCGUCCCCGAGGCAGGCGCUCCUCACGGGCCUCAACCUACUCCGCCUGCUGGUCCAGAACCGCAUCGCGGAGUUUCACACCGAGCUGGAGCUCAUCCCGAACGAGGCGCACGACGAUCGGCACGUCGCGUUUUGCCUCGACCUGGAGUCGUCCCUCAUGGAGGGGGCGUAUAACAAGAUCUUCGCCGCGAGCGGAUCCAUCCCGACGCCCGACUACGCGCACUUCAUGACCAUGCUCAACGCCACGGUCCGGGACGAGAUCGCGGCGUGCGUGGAGCGCGGGUACACGCGCCUGGGCGUGAAGGACGCGGCGCGGCUUCUCGACGUGGACGCGGGCGGGAUGGACGCGCUCGCGGCGGAGCGGGGGUGGGCUCGGAGUACGGACGGCGGGGCGUUCGUGUUCCGGGAGGAGGCGGCGCCGCCGAGCGCGAAGGACAUUCCGAGCAUGCGGCUGAUCAACCAGACGCUGCUGUACGCGAAGGAGCUGGAGAGGAUCGUUUAGGAGAAUGCUCAACACUCGUCGGGCGAGAUUAAAAAGGUAUGAUGUGUCGUG